GAGUUCGUUCUCACGUAUUACAGUUUGUCAAUUCUUAUGCGCAUAAAUUCGCUCACAAUGUCGAAUUGACGUCUCCACAAGUAAGAAGAUAUGCGGCUAGAAAAAGGAAGAAAAGGGCCCCUUACGUUCCAGCAAAUGCACUUCCUUUUGUUGGUGCAGUGUCUGUGGUGAAGGCAAUGGAAGUAGGCUGGCCCAAUCACACAUUCGAAUUACAUAUAAAAUUAAGAUCCGAAAAAGGUGCGCAAACGAUCCGUGGCUCGGUUAACUUACCAAAAUCUAUGUCGAAAACCGCUCGUUUUUUGGUAUUUGCGAGGGGCCCGAAGGUUGAAGAAGCUUUAGCGGCUGGUGCACACGUAGUCGGUGGUGAAGAAGUUGUUACAGAUAUAUUAGAAGGUACAUUCAAAUUUGGCGAAAUUGAUAGAUGCAUAUCUACGAUAGAUAUGUUACCAUCAGUUUUAAAAAUCGCGAAAAUAUUGGGUCCAAGGCAAUUAAUGCCGACGGUAAAGAAAGGUACUGUGACAGAUGACAUUGCCGGCACGAUUAAAGAGAUGGCCGGAAAAUUUGAAUUUAGGAAUGAUAAAUCUGGAAUUAUUCAUGCGGGAAUCGGGAAGUUAUCUUGGACCGUGAAUGAGUUGAAAGAAAACAUUCGAGUCCUAUUGAAUGAAAUAAAUGAUAUAGGAAAGGCACACGCUUCAAAAUCAUCCACUAAAA
Acaulospora morrowiae is the source of this 711-nucleotide messenger RNA. Lineage: Eukaryota; Fungi; Glomeromycota; Glomeromycetes; Diversisporales; Acaulosporaceae. The record is from the annotation of a GenBank genome assembly.